CUGGAAGUACCGCCUUUGACCACAUGAUUCACGAGACUGUGUUGGAGUUUUGCUUUGGGGUGAAGUGCAGCUGAAUUUACAGUGUGUUUAGCGGUGUUUGUAAAAGCGUUAACACAAUGUCUUCAUCUAAAGGGAACAUUAUUACAGUGGUAGGAAGUGGGCUGAUUGGCCGCUCCUGGGCCAUGGUGUUUUUAAGCGGAGGCUACCGGGUUAAAAUCUAUGACAAUCAGCCAGGACAAGCGUCAGGGGCCAUUGCAGAAAUCAGGAAGCAAGUGGAAGAGCUUCAGGAAGCUCACAUGCUUAGGGGAAAGCUCAGUGCUACAGAGCAGUUGAAUCUACUGAGCAGUCAUGAUGACCUAUCCCAGGCACUAGAGGGAGCAUUUUUUGUUCAGGAGUGUGUUUUUGAGGACCUACAAGCCAAGCAGACUGUUUUCCAGGCCGUGGAAAAUCACGUGUGUGAGGACACUAUUCUGAGCAGCUCCACCUCGUGUCUGAUGCCCAGCGACGUCUUCUCUCUAGUCCAGAACCCAAAACGCUGUAUUAUAUCCCACCCGGUGAACCCACCCUACUAUGUUCGUCUGGUGGAGCUGGUUCCUCACCCUGAGACCCUUCCUACGGCUAUGGACGUGGCAUUCGACUUGAUGACUGAGGUGGGGCAGGCACCUGUACGCCUCAGGAAGGAGAUUGAUGGCUUUGCACUAAAUCGAGUACAGUAUGCCAUUAUAGCGGAAUGCUGGAGACUGGUUAAAGAUAAUGUGAUCUCAGUAAAGGAUAUUGAUCUGGUGAUGUCAGAGGGGCUGGGCAUGCGCUACGCUUUCAUUGGUCCAAUUGAAACUAUGCAUCUGAAUGCACCAAAUGGUCUUGAAGACUACCUUACUCGCUAUCGGCAGGGCAUGAAGAGAGUUCUAUCUAGUUUUGGGCCUGUUCCUGAGUUUGAUGGAGAGGCAGCAACUAGAAUCAAUCAAGAGAUCUGUGAGCUUAUCCCAAGUGACCAGGAGCAUCUCUCUGCCAGACGAGAAAGACGGGAUCAGUUUUUGAUGGGUCUGGCUAAGCUUAAGAAAUGAAUGACUUCUGGUCCCUUACUCAUAGUCUCACAAAAAAAGGCAUUAAAGUUUAACUGAGACAGGAAUACUGUUUAACCACCAGGACGUCUGUAUUCGGUACAUUUGAAACUGAAAACGGACACUAUGACUAUCAAAAGACUUAAUAUGAUGUUUUGUUUAAAACCCAAACCUGACCCUUCUUACAAUUAAAAAAACUAAACUGA
Molecule: messenger RNA, 1267 nt
Organism: Silurus meridionalis
Lineage: Eukaryota; Metazoa; Chordata; Actinopteri; Siluriformes; Siluridae
Gene: cryl1
Product: crystallin, lambda 1
Exons: 8
Coding region: 117-1064 (315 amino acids)
Biological process (GO): fatty acid metabolic process
Molecular function (GO): NAD+ binding; L-gulonate 3-dehydrogenase activity
Source: RefSeq, a predicted model, not a curated record